AUGAACCCUUCUCAAAAAGUGGUGAACUUAAGAGAUUCAUCAUGGGUUUGGACAAAAUCAAGAAAACUUCAUGUGGAUUCUGAUUUGUGGAAUAUUACACACGUAGUGAUGCUUGAACAAUGCAUGAGCUUUAUAAAUGGGAUACGCUUGGAUGAUCGGAUUAUCAGAACAGAUUGGGAUGCUGGCUUCAGAGAAGGCAGGCAGUUUGGGCAAGGGAAAUCUGGUGGUCAGGUACGUGAUGAGUGUAGGACAGAUUAUGACGCUGGCAGAGGCAGCUUUGGAAAACUGGUCCAGCUGCAGACAGUCCCAGAACCAGGACAGAAAUCCUAG
Messenger RNA from Carcharodon carcharias (great white shark), 330 nucleotides. Its product is annotated as nuclear cap-binding protein subunit 2-like. The coding region runs from base 1 to 330 and encodes 109 amino acids. The transcript has a single exon. Gene Ontology annotation, biological process: mRNA cis splicing, via spliceosome. The record is from RefSeq and is a predicted model, not a curated record. Gene Ontology annotation, molecular function: RNA cap binding. Gene Ontology annotation, cellular component: nuclear cap binding complex. NCBI's taxonomy places the organism in Eukaryota, Metazoa, Chordata, Chondrichthyes, Lamniformes, Lamnidae.